AAAGUCUAAAACUCAUCUAGGCAUGGUUUCUGAAGAAGCUAUCAGUACAUCCCUUGGUGUCGCAGGAAACAUCACUGCAGUCACACUCUUCUUGUCAACAGUGCCGACAUUUUAUGGUAUAUGGAAACGAAAGAGUGUAGAGCAAUAUUCACCAAUGCCAUAUUUAGCAUCUUUUUUCAAUUGCGGAUUAUGGGUGUUGUAUGGAAUGCCAUUUGUGCACCCGAAUAGCAUGCUUGUGGUCACUACCAAUGGAGCUGGUCUUGCAAUCGAGUUUGUCUUCCUACUAAUAUUUCUUAAAUAUUCAGACUCGAGAAAGAGGUUAAAGGUUGUGUUGAUUUGGUUGCUCGAGAUUAUAGUCUUUGUUGGAUUGACCCUUUUUGUGCUAAUUUUGGUGCACAAGACACAAAAACGAUCAACUAUCGUUGGGAGCUUUGGUGUCGCGGCCAAUAUCCUUAUGUAUGCUUCACCAUUAUCCGUCAUGAAAUUGGUAAUCACGACCAAAAGUGUGGAGUAUAUGCCUUUUCCACUCUCUCUGUUUUGCUUCUUGAAUGGUCUUUGUUGGUUCUUGUAUGCCCUUUUUCCGUUUGAUCCUUUCAUUGCGGUACCAAACGGGAUUGGAGGACUUCUUGGGAUUCUACAACUUAUAUUAUAUGGAACGUUUUAUAAAUCCACGAAGCGAAUGUUGGCAGCAAGAAAAGAAAAGGCAGAAAUGGGCUUAGCAGUUAUGGACUCAUCCAUUAUGAACAAUGGAAAUGUUUCUAAAAUUAACCCUUGAACUAUUGGCCCAUUAAUGUUC
Molecule: messenger RNA, 796 nt
Organism: Erigeron canadensis
Lineage: Eukaryota; Viridiplantae; Streptophyta; Magnoliopsida; Asterales; Asteraceae
Product: bidirectional sugar transporter SWEET4-like
Exons: 5
Coding region: 23-775 (250 amino acids)
Biological process (GO): carbohydrate transport
Cellular component (GO): membrane
Molecular function (GO): sugar transmembrane transporter activity
Source: RefSeq, a predicted model, not a curated record